AUGCCAGUCAUGAAGCCCUAUUUAAUGAUAAUUUCCAUACUUCUGAUCAUGGUUCAAAAGACUCCAGGUGGCCUGUUCAGAUUCCACAGGGGCAAGAGCCAAGAGCCUUGGAAUCCAUGCAAGCUUUACCAAGGCAUGUGCAGAAACACCUGCAGGAAAUAUGAAAUACAAUACUUAACCUGCCCAAAUGCUGAAAAGUGCUGCCUGAAAUUUUCUGUGAAAAUCACCAGUUCUAACAAAGUGAAAGAGGAUUACGGCUCCAAGUCUAACCCGUCAGUUACAAAUACUUCAGGCUAUUCUAAAAUCUGA
This is a messenger RNA of Cynocephalus volans (Philippine flying lemur), 309 nucleotides long. RefSeq names its product defensin beta 116 (gene DEFB116). Bases 1 to 309 code for a protein of 102 amino acids. Gene Ontology annotation, cellular component: extracellular region. The transcript has 2 exons. The record is from RefSeq and is a predicted model, not a curated record. Gene Ontology annotation, biological process: innate immune response. NCBI's taxonomy places the organism in Eukaryota, Metazoa, Chordata, Mammalia, Dermoptera, Cynocephalidae.